Messenger RNA from Penicillium canariense, 1734 nucleotides. RefSeq lists its product as uncharacterized. Gene Ontology annotation, biological process: transmembrane transport. The record is from RefSeq and is a predicted model, not a curated record. Gene Ontology annotation, molecular function: transmembrane transporter activity. The coding region runs from base 1 to 1734 and encodes 577 amino acids. Lineage: Eukaryota; Fungi; Ascomycota; Eurotiomycetes; Eurotiales; Aspergillaceae. The transcript has 4 exons.
AUGGCUUCCACCGAUCCAUUCGUGAAUGGCUCGGAGAAGCCAGAUCCGACCGGCUCCACGAGUAACCCAGCAUCAAUGAUCGCGAAAGAGCGGGAACCAGAGGAUAAAGAUGGAAAAUUUGCGCUAGGUCGGCGAGGCCAGCUUGUAUUUUUCACUUUGGCCGUUCUCACAUUGAUGGCGGCUCUGGAUGGAACGUCACUUUCUGUUGCUCUACCGACCAUCGCCCGGGCCCUUAAUGGAACCGCUAUUGAAGCGUUUUGGAGUGGGACAUCGUUCCUAUUAUCGUCCACAGUCUUCCAACCAAGCUUUGCAUCGUUCUCAAACAUUUUCGGCCGUCGCCCCAUGGUGCUGAUCGCGAUCCUCUUUUUCUGCGUCGGAGCCAUUGUUGCCGCGGUUGGAGAUAACUUCACUUACAUGCUAGUCGGCCGAACAAUCCAGGGUGUCGGUGGUGGUGGGAUCAUUGCCCUAAGUGAAGUAAUCAUCACCGACCUCGUACCACUGAGAUAUCGUGGUCAAUACUUCGGUAUCCUGAGCGCGAUGUGGAGUGUUGGCUCAGUGGCCGGACCUAUUCUCGGUGGAGGCUUCGCAGAAAAAGUGUCAUGGCGAUGGAUCUUUUACAUCAACUUCCCGUUCAUUGGAGUUGGUGCCGUUUUUGUGGUCCUCUUUCUGAAUCUCAAAAUGCUGCCUAGCUCUCUAGCGGAGAAGCUCCGUCGCAUCGACUAUAUCGGAACGGUUCUCUUCGUCGGGAGCAUGUCAUCAUUUUUGAUCCCUCUUACCUGGGGUGGAGUCUCGUAUCCCUGGGACUCGUGGCAUACAUUGGUACCUUUGAUAAUCGGCGCCGUGGGACUGCUCCUCUUUGCUUUCUAUGAACACCGCUUCGCCACGGAUCCAAUCAUCCCGCCAAAGGUCUUCCAGAACCGAACCUCAGUAGUUUCGUUUAUUGGGAGUGCCUUACAGGGAUUGAUUCUUUGGUGUACACUGUACUACCUCCCGCUCUAUUAUGAGGCUGUGAAGGAAUACAGUCCUAUCCUUUCCGGUGUUGCCCUCUUCCCGGAGACAUUCACAGUCGCACCAAGCGGGCUGGUCGUUGGCAUUCUCAUCACAGUUACCGGUCACUACCGCUGGGCUAUCUGGCUUGGAUGGGCCAUUUCUACCAUUGGGCUGGGGUUGAUGUGUAUUAUCAAAUCCUCCACCAGCGUGGCAGGAUGGAUCCUACUCAAUGUCGUUCCGGGCCUAGGCCUUGGUAUCCUCUUCCCCUCGCUCGGGUAUGCGGUGCAAGCAUCAGCGACUUCGGAGAAUCUGGCUAUUGCAGUGGCUAUGUUCAGCUUCUUCCGCGCUCUCGGGCAGGCAAUCGGCGUGGCCGUUGGGGGUGUGGUCUUCCAGAACCGCAUGCGCAACAACCUGCUGAAGUAUCCCGCUCUCGCUCCCAUGGCCGACGCAUACAGCCAAGACGCAGCUGGCCUUGUCCAGAUUAUCAAGGGAAUGGCGGAUGGCGCGGAUAAGUUGGAUCUGAAAGAUGCUUACACAGACAGUCUGCGCAUCGUGUGGGCGGUCUGCUGUGCGAUCUCUGGUGUUGCCCUGCUAUUUAGUCUGUUGACUGAGUCUUACGAUAUCGACCAAGACUUGGAGACCAAGCAAGGUCUUCGAGAGCGCAAUGGCCGAGAUCUUGGCGAGAAGGAUGUUGAGGCUUCUGCCGAAAGAGCUACCCAGAAGACUACGCCUUGGGCUUAUUGA